Molecule: messenger RNA, 1692 nt
Organism: Prunus armeniaca (apricot)
Lineage: Eukaryota; Viridiplantae; Streptophyta; Magnoliopsida; Rosales; Rosaceae
Source: the annotation of a GenBank genome assembly
AUGGCGACCGCGUUGCAUUUUUCCGGAGUAAAAACUCCGUGCCCUGCAUCUGCAUCCUCAGAAAGAUCUUUGCAAUACAAGCAACCCUUGUGGUCUCAACAACUCCGUUUUGCAACUUGUGUAGCUUCCAACAACGGAUUCUAUACAAGUGCAAAAAACUUUUCUUGUACAAGUAGAGUUUUGAGAGUCAGCUGUGAGGGAGGAGGAAUCACGGAUCUUCUUGAAAAGAAACAGACUGACAAUCAAUGUCUUGGCGAAAAUGAGAAACAAUUGACGUGUGUUAUGAAAUUUGGUGGCUCCUCGGUGGCUUCUGCAGAGAGAAUGAGAGAGGUUGCUGAUCUUAUACUCAGCUUCCCGCAAGAGAGGCCUGUCAUUGUUCUAUCUGCCAUGGGAAAGACAACUAACAAGCUCCUACUGGCAGGAGAAAAGGCUGUCAGUUGCGGUGUUACUAAUGUCUCUACUAUUGAUGAGUUAAGCUUCAUAAAAGAAUUACAUCUCAGGACUGUGGACGAACUUGGAGUGGACAGCUCUAUCAUUUCAUCACACUUGGAAGAACUAGAACAACUUCUGAAGGGAAUCGCUAUGAUGAAAGAACUGACUUUACGGACAAAAGACUAUUUGGUUUCAUUUGGGGAAUGCAUGUCCACAAGGCUCUUUGCUGCUUAUUUGAAUAAGAUUGGUGUUAAAGCCCGCCAAUAUGAUGCCUUUGAAAUCGGAUUUAUAACCACAGAUGACUUCACAAAUGCGGACAUGUUGGAGGCAACUUAUCCAGCUGUUGCAAAGAGGUUACACGGUGAUUGGAUAUGCAAUCCUGCUAUUCCAAUUGUUACUGGCUUCCUUGGAAAGGGAUGGAGAUCAUGUGCUGUGACUACACUGGGUAGGGGUGGCAGUGAUUUGACAGCCACAACCAUUGGUAAAGCACUGGGGUUACGAGAAAUUCAGGUGUGGAAGGACGUCGAUGGUGUUUUGACAUGUGAUCCUAACAUAUAUCCACGUGCAGAACCUGUACCAUAUUUGACAUUUGAAGAGGCUGCUGAACUUGCAUAUUUUGGUGCUCAGGUCUUGCAUCCACAGUCCAUGAGACCAGCUAGAGAGGGUGAUAUUCCUGUGAGGGUUAAAAAUUCAUACAAUCCCAAUGCUCCAGGUACUGUCAUCACCCAUGCAAGAGAUAUGAGCAAGGCUGUAUUAACUAGCAUUGUUUUGAAACGGAACGUGACUAUGUUGGAUAUUGUUAGCACUCGCAUGCUUGGUCAAUAUGGUUUUCUUGCUAAGGUAUUUUCAACUUUCGAAGAUUUGGGCAUAUCAGUUGAUGUUGUUGCUACAAGUGAAGUUAGUAUUUCCUUGACAUUGGACCCCUCAAAGCUUUGGAGCAGAGAGCUUAUUCAGCAGGAACUUGACCAUGUCGUGGAAGAACUUGAGAAAAUUGCCGUUGUCAAUCUUCUUCAGCACAGAUCAAUUAUAUCUCUCAUUGGAAAUGUGCAGAGGUCAUCACUGAUACUAGAAAAGGCAUUUCAGGUUCUUCGAACUAAUGGAGUCAAUGUUCAGAUGAUCUCUCAGGGUGCAUCCAAGGUUAAUAUCUCGUUGGUUGUAAACGACAAUGAAGCCGAGCAGUGCGUUAGGGCUCUGCACCAGGCCUUCUUUGAGAACGAUCCCUUUGAAGUAGAGUGUGGAUCUGAGAAUGGUUCUGUCUGA